Messenger RNA from Engraulis encrasicolus (European anchovy), 1899 nucleotides. RefSeq lists its product as uncharacterized. Gene Ontology annotation, cellular component: nucleus. Bases 1 to 1899 code for a protein of 632 amino acids. The record is from RefSeq and is a predicted model, not a curated record. NCBI's taxonomy places the organism in Eukaryota, Metazoa, Chordata, Actinopteri, Clupeiformes, Engraulidae. Gene Ontology annotation, molecular function: DNA binding. The transcript is spliced from 4 exons.
AUGCCCAACUGGACAGACGAUGCCAUGAUGCGGGCACAGGAGGAGGUGGCCGCAGGCAUGCCAGUACGCCGGGCAAGCCGGGUCUUUCGUGUCCCUAGAUCCACACUGAAAGACAGAAGAAGUGGGCGGGUGACCCAUGGCUGCCGUACAGGCAGAAGACAGAAAUUGUCAAAGACAGAUGAGGAAGCACUUGUGCAGUACUGCCUGUAUUGUGCGAGCCAUGGGUUCCCGCUCACCAAGGCCCGGCUCCUGGCAUAUGCCUCAGCAGUGUGGAGGAAGAGGAGCGGCAUAUCACCAGAGGACCCACCGCUGGGGAAAAAGUGGUGGGGACUGUUCAAGAAGAGGCACGCGGCUGUGCUGAGUAUGAGGACACCUGAAAACAUCGACCGGCAGCGAUCAUCUAAGGAGCAGGGGCAAAGUACUGGCACGCCGGGGAGCCAAACACCCGUACGUGCAGGUCCCCGGUACAAGGGACCACAUAACUGUUCUGGCCUGUUUCAAUGCAGCUGGGGGGAUGUGCCACCAUUUAUAAUCUACAAGAAACACUUCCCUGGGGGCCGCUACACUGAAGGAGGGCCGCCCAACGCCCUCUAUGGGAAAUCACCGGCGGGGUACAUAGACAGUGAGCUGUUCCUGCGGUGGUUCCAGCAUUUCCUCCUGCAUGCAACACCAGCACGUCCUCUGCUCCUGCUUUUUGAUGGACACAAAUCCCACCUCUCCAUAGAUGUGAUUGAGGCGGCGAAGGGGGCGGGUGUCGUGCUCUUACAUCUCCCGCCGCACACCUCCCAUGUCCUACAGCCCCUGGACGUGGGAUUCUUUGGCCCUUUAAAAGCAGAUUUUGCCACGGUGGCUGGCAAUCUCUGCCAUUUCAAAAACAGCUACAUAGUCAACAGAACUGAGUUCGCCAAAGUUUUCCGCCACCCGUACCAGCGGGCUAAGGCAAGGGGGGUUGUGCAGGCGGGAUUUAAAGAGUGCAGCAUCUACCCCCUGGACAGGACUGUCAUCAAGUCCAGCCGCCUCAUCGCCUCUGGCCGCAGCAGCACCACCACUACCACCAUCACCACCACCAUCACCACCACCACCGUUACUGGUCCGUCCUCCUCCUCUCCGGUGGGAACCUCCGCAUCCCCCCAACCAUCACAACAACCAUCACCACCACCAUCACCAUCACCCACCCAUCCCCUGGUGGCAGCAGGACUAAUCCCCCCUGACCUUGCGGCAGUUCUGACCCGGGUCGACCAACCGAAGACUACACAGAGGAGAGUCACUGGUGAGGCCCGGGUCGUCACUGGAGAGGAGUACGAGAGACUCCUCAAUGAAAGGGAAGAGAGAUGUGCUGCGGCCAGAGAGGCUAAGGAGCAGAGGGCCGAACAGCGGAGGGAGAGAGCCAACACCAUCGGCACUGGAACCACCAACCCCAACCCCAGGGGAGCCCCCAGCUGCAGAGACAGGCCUAGCCCCUGCUCCACACCUGUGCCGCCCUCAGCCCCACCGCCCUCCACUUCCUCUGUGGCAACGCCGAGGACUCCAGCCCGUGCCUCUUCUUCCUCCUCUUCCUCCACCCCUGCAGCUACCUCCUCCACACACAACACAAGAGAGAAGACCAACAAUCCCCUGGCACCGAUGAAGGGAAAGAAGAGAAAAAGGAAGAUGGCAGAUGAAGGGGGCAGACAAGCACUCAUGGCACAAGAUGAAGACACAUGUGGCAGAUGUCACAGAGUUUUUCCACCGGGGGAAGAAGACAUAGUGCCAUGGGUGUACUGCCCCCUGUGCAGAGAGUGGUACCAUUCAAGUUGCGAGGAGUUUGAGGACUGGGAGGAGGAGUUUGAAUGCCGGAGGUGCCAGGGGAUACGUGCCAGCAUCAUGGCAGAACUCAAAAUAAAAUUUACUGAGUUUUGA